Lodderomyces margitis is the source of this 2484-nucleotide messenger RNA. It is a transcript of the gene CDC47, whose product is annotated as DNA replication licensing factor MCM7. Gene Ontology annotation, biological process: DNA replication; DNA replication initiation; DNA strand elongation involved in DNA replication. Bases 1 to 2484 code for a protein of 827 amino acids. The record is from RefSeq and is a predicted model, not a curated record. Gene Ontology annotation, cellular component: nucleus; MCM complex. Gene Ontology annotation, molecular function: ATP hydrolysis activity; ATP binding; single-stranded DNA helicase activity. The transcript has a single exon. Lineage: Eukaryota; Fungi; Ascomycota; Pichiomycetes; Serinales; Debaryomycetaceae.
AUGGCAACUGCAGUAACCACCACAGCAGCUGCGAUCCUUCCCUCAAUCCAGGUAAAAGUCAACUACAAUGAUUGCAAAGAGAUUAUUCGUGAUUUCAUUCAAAAUUUCAAAGACACAACUAUAGACAUUGAUGAAUUGGAAAACAACGAUGAAGAUGAAGUACCUCUCCAUCAAGGUAAAUACAUGAACAUUUUACAACGAGUGGCCAAUCGAGAAAGCACCACCGUAUAUGUUGAAUUUGACGACUUGAAAAAGUUUUUACAAAACUUUGACGCUGAAUCCACCUCAAUCUAUCAAGAACUGAGACACUUGUUCAACACAAUAAUGGUAAAUACUCACCGAUUUUUGGAAAUUUUCAGUGAUGUUAUUGAUCAAUUGAUGCCGGAGCCAACAAGAGAUGUGUCUUAUCAAGAUGAUGUUUUGGAUGUUAUUUUAAGUCAAAGACGAAUUAGAAACCAGCGUGUCGAACAAGAGGCAUUGGAUGAAUUGAACCAAUUAAGAGAUGGCAUUUCACAGCCUACUGAUCAAGAGAAUAUAGCUAACCCAACUGAACCAAAUUUGUUCCCAGCAAGAUUGACCAGGAGGUAUUGCUUGUAUUUCAAGCCAUUGACCUUAGAUCAAGAUAAGUCGUUGUCAGUUAGACAAGUUAAAGGUAAACAUGUUGGGCAUUAUAUUACUUUGAGAGGAAUUGUAACUAGAGUUAGUGAUGUGAAGCCAAAUGUGUUGGUGGUUGCUUAUACUUGUGAUAAGUGUGGUUAUGAAAUUUUCCAAGAAGUUAAUUCAAGAGUCUUCAGUCCAUUGACGACAUGUAACUCGCCCAUUUGCUCAGCCGAUAAUGUCAAGGGUCAUUUGUUCAUGUCAACCCGUGCUUCUAAAUUUUCUAGUUUUCAGGAAGUCAAGAUUCAAGAAAUGUCAAAUCAAGUACCAGUGGGUCAUAUCCCAAGAACAAUGUCAAUUCAUGUCAAUGGGGAUUUAGUAAGGGCAAUGAAUCCUGGUGACACGGUUGAUGUAUCGGGUAUCUUUAUGCCCUUGCCAUAUACUGGAUUCAGAGCAUUAAAAGCAGGGUUAUUGACUGAAACUUAUCUUGAAGCACAGUACGUCAGACAACACAAGAAACAGUAUGAAUUGAUGCAUUUGAAUGAUUCAACUGAUGCUCGAUUGAUGCAAUUGAGAUACGGAUCUACCAAUGUGUACGAUAGAUUGGCCAAGUCAAUUGCACCAGAAAUUUACGGCCACUUGGAUAUUAAAAAGAUUUUACUUCUCCUUCUUUGUGGUGGUGUUACCAAAGAAAUUGGCGAUGGAUUGAAAAUUAGAGGUGAUAUUAAUGUGUGCCUUAUGGGUGAUCCUGGUGUUGCCAAGUCGCAGUUGUUGAAGGCAAUCAAUAAGAUCGCUCCUAGAUCAGUUUACACCACUGGUAGAGGUUCAUCAGGUGUUGGUUUAACUGCAGCAGUUUUAAGAGAUCCAGUAACGGAUGAAAUGAUUUUGGAAGGUGGUGCCCUUGUUUUGGCUGAUAAUGGUAUUUGUUGUAUUGAUGAGUUUGACAAAAUGGAUGAAACUGAUCGUACGGCAAUUCAUGAAGUCAUGGAACAACAAACUAUUUCCAUUUCUAAAGCUGGAAUAACGACAACGUUGAAUGCCAGGACAUCAAUUUUGGCAGCAGCCAAUCCUUUGUAUGGAAGGUAUAAUACGAAAUUGUCGCCCCACGAGAAUAUCAAUUUGCCAGCAGCCCUUUUAUCAAGAUUUGAUAUUAUGUUUUUAAUUUUGGAUCAACCAAAUAGAGAAAAUGACGAAAUGUUGGCUCGUCAUGUCACUUACGUUCAUAUGCACAAUAAGCAACCAGAUAUAGUUGAAGAUGUUACAAUGGACAAUGCCACGGUGGAGGAAGAGCUGACGCCAAUUGAUUCUAAAACUAUUCGAGAAUAUAUUUCGAAAGCCAAGUCCUAUCGUCCUGUUGUUCCUAAGGAAGUUGGUGAUUAUGUUGUUCAGUCAUACAUCACCAUGAGAAAAGAAUCUCAUCGUAAUGAGGGAUCCAUCAAGAAGUUCAGUCAUAUUACACCAAGAACAUUGUUGGGUAUAUUACGUUUAUCACAAGCAUUGGCAAGAUUGAGAUUUGAAGAAAUUGUCACCAUGGAAGAUGUUGAUGAAGCUUUGAGGUUAAUUGAAGUUAGUAAAAGUUCAUUGUAUGCCGACGACGAAGCAGCCAACGCAUUAUCAAGAGAAGAUGAAUCGACAACUUCAAAAAUCUUCCAAAUUAUUCGAUCAAUGGCAAUUGACGAUCGUGAUGGACUGUUGAGGCGUAACUUGGCUAUGCAAGAUAUUAAAGACCGAGUUAUUGGUAAGGGUUUUACGAUUCAGCAGUUGGAAGACUGUAUGUUUGAAUACGACGGGGUUGGAUUAUGGCAGGUUAUUGAUAAUGGAGAGACUUUGAUGUUUACCAAUGCUGCCGGUGAUGAUGAGGAUAAUGAAGAGGAUAUGAGAGAUUAG